Messenger RNA from Bicyclus anynana (squinting bush brown), 9340 nucleotides. RefSeq lists its product as uncharacterized. Bases 7951 to 9120 code for a protein of 389 amino acids. The record is from RefSeq and is a predicted model, not a curated record. The transcript is spliced from 2 exons. NCBI's taxonomy places the organism in Eukaryota, Metazoa, Arthropoda, Insecta, Lepidoptera, Nymphalidae.
AAUGUACUAAACUAAAAUUUAUCUGGGUUAACGCAAUAGCCACAUUCUGCCGACUUGAAGGUUUCUUCUAGGUCUAGGAAGUUUUCUCUUGAGGAAGUUAAGAUAUGAUUUGUAAAGGUGUUGAAUUUGUUGUUGAUGCCUAGGUAGAUAACAAGCUGAAAUUGUCAGUUUAGGUAAAUAAUUUCAACAAAUUAAGAAAUUUAAUUGUUGAAAUUACUAACCUAAAGUGCACUAAUCUAAAUUUCCUCUGGGUUAAUGCGCUCAGCUCAUUCUGAAAACUUCAUGAAGGUUUCUUUUUGGUUUACGAAGUCUUGUCUUGAGAAAGUUUAGGUAUUAUUUGUUGUUGAUUUUCAAAUAGAUAAAAACUGAAAUUUUCAUGUGAAUAAUUUCAACAGUUCAAGAAUUGGAAUUGUUGAAAUUGCUUACCUAAAAUGUACUAAAUUAAAAUUUAUCUGGGUUAAUGUGACAAGUGCACAUAGUCACAUUCUGCGAACUCCAAAAACAUUUCUUCUAGCUCUAGAAAGUUUAGUCUUGAAAAAGUUAAAAUAUUAUUUGUAAAGGUUUGGACUUGUCGUCGGUUUCUUUGUAGAUAACAAGCUGAAAUUGUCGGUUUAGGUAAAUAAUUUCAACAAAUUAAGAAAUUUAAUUGUUGACAUUACUGACCUAAAAUGGAAUAAUCUAAAAUUUCUCUGGUUUAAUGGGACUAGUGCAAUAGCCUCAUUUUGCAAACUUUAAGGUUUCUUUUUAGUUCAAGCAACAAAAAAUAAUUUCUUGUCUUGAGAAGUCUUGUAUUGAGAAAGUUUAGUUAUUAUUUUUUGUUGAUUUAUAAAUUGAUAAAAACUAAAAUUGUCAAUUUAAGUAAAUAAUUUUAACAGUUCAAGAAUUGGAAUUGUUGAAAUUACUAAUCUUAAAUAUAUGCAAUCGUCAAGGAUUUUUGUUAGUCUAGGAAGUAUUGUCGUGAGAAAAUAAGAGUAUUAUUUGUAAAUUGUUGUCGAUUCCUGGGUAGAUUCUGGUUUAUCUUCUGAAUGGAUUUCAAAAUUGUCGUUCAACCAAUUUACUUCGAUGUUAUCAAUAUCUUCCAAGUCUUGUUGACUUAUCUCAAAGUCCACAAACUCUCAUCCAUGCGACGACGUGACCGACGCGUUCAACGUCUUAAUCAAAGAGGAGAUAAGUAUUUAAGAUCGAUGUCUACGGACAAGAAAACGCCAAUUUCAUAUGUAAUACACAAUAACAUAUGAACCAGACGGAUUAUUUAUUGUCUUUUACCUCUUUGGAGUAUUCAUUGUCCAGGUGACCAAUGACAUAAUUAAAUUUUGUGAGGUCGCAUACACGAGUAAUUCCGCAUAUGGUGAAUUGGCCCUGAACUGAAAUGUUACUUCGUCGUUUUGGUACGUCGUCGAACAUUUUGCCAUUGAAGAAUGAUAAUUAAGUAAUAUUUAAGUCUUUGGCAAUAUUUAUAAUCUAACGUUAUUUUUAAUCAGCCUUCAAAGUUUUAUAUUAAGUACAACUUAAACUAAAUAAUAAUCAGAUGUUGGUAGCGAUAAUAUUUUUGAAAUAAAGUUAUCAAGCAAACAUGCUAUUAUAUUAACAACUAUUUCCAUGUGUUUCUCCGCGCAAUUUUCAUAGGGCGAAAGUAUGCAACAUCUAAAGGGUCAUUAUCUCAUCAUCUCAUCGGGCGAUGCUUCUGCGCUCGCCCAAACCCCCCGGUGACGCCGUAGUGGUCCCACAUGGAGCCAUCGGCACUUACUCAACACGAAAAAAAAAAAUUCUGUGCGUUUCUCCACGCAAUUUUCAUAGGGCGAAAGUGCAGUAAGUGCGUUGUAUUCGGAGGAAGGCAAAUAAAUGCAAUGUUAUUUGCUUCGCGGUUAGCCAUGACUUCUAGAAUAAUAUGAGAACUGAGAUUGUCGCCCACUAAUACUUUUUUACCGGUUUGUUUUUUUUAAACUGGCAACAUAGUAAAAUGAAACCAAUCUUUGAAGCACUGAGCAUCAAACCAGCCCGAUUUGGUACGGUUGUAACGAGCUUCUUUGGGCCCGUUCUCAGUCCAAGUCUCCCACAUGUUUUCGGCUUUGUAAACAACGUAGACAGGUGCCAUUUCUGUUGCACUACCACAUAUCAUUAUUGAUGUCGACGCUUUCGAUGACUUUCUUGUAAUCUCAGGAUAUUUGGUCCCACGCUUUACCAAAACUUUUACAGGGUCGUCAACUAGGCAAGUUUCAUCAUAAUUCCAGAUAUUUGUAUCUGGUUCGCCUUCAGUCUCCUUUUCGAAGUUGACGAAAAAAUUCGUUGACUAUAGUUUCAUUUACCUCUGCUCGGCCAUGAGUAAUAUUCCUAGCCACUCUAUGAGACAGAAGAGAUUUAUGGCGUUUCAAAAAGGAGUGGGCCUAUUGACUAUUUAGUGCUUCUAUGUCAAGAUUCGAAGAAAAUGAUGUUCUACGCUCCCGACCAAUACCCAAGGCGUCAAAGAACCUCCAGACUUUUGCUGCAUCCUUAUUUUCUACGGACUUCUUUUUACUUCUUUGCUAUUGCUUCUGCCAAUGUCAGUUAGCUUUUCGUAGCAUCUAGCACAAUGUCUUCUUUUUGGACCCAUUUCAAGAACGUGUCCAGAGAUUUUUCUUUUUUAGAAUGAGAGGGACAAAUACAAGAAUAGAGUCGUCGUUAUCAACCCAUAUUCGGCUCACUGCUGAGCACGAAUCUCCUCUCAGUAUGAGAGAAGUUACGCACCACGCUGGCCCAAUGUGGAUUGGCAGACUUCACACACGCAGAGAAUUAAGGAAAUUCUCUGGUAUGCAGGUUUCCUCACGAUGUUUUUCCUUCACCGUUUUUCUAUCAUACCUCUCAUUUAUUACAUUUCUAUUACGCUCCUCAAAGGAUACAUACGUACAUGUCGUGGGCCGGGACUAAAAAGUCGUUCCAGUGUUACAGUGUUGCACGGACAUAUAGCCAAAAAUUUUAAAAAGCUUGUAUUGAUCGUAAUGUAUUGAUGAUAUAUUUGUUUGUUUUUACUCAUAAAAAAACUUACUCUUCCGGUGAAAAAUUGAGCUUGAUUGGUGAUAAUAACGACCGAGGCCUGCUUAGACGCCACAUGCGACGUUUCUUCAUUCCAAAACGUAAAAAAAAAUACUGCGUGUAACUUGUAAAUUUAGUUCCCACAACGAUGCUAUAAAUACCAAUGACAUCGGAAAUUAGAAAAUUCAGAUAUUGAAAAUUUUGAGCACGCAAUAAUAAUAAUAAUAGAGAUAACAACGCUCCGCAUUCUACUACGCUGGUACGUUCUGUGCGGUACAGGUGCCUGGGUUGUCUUUUUAAAAAAAAAAAACGAUACACGAAUUAUGUUUUAAGCAACCGUCGGGUAUGGAAGCGGGAUGAGACUGAGGGCUGGUCAGGCGGACGAAAUACUUGUUGGUGAGGAAAAAGCUUAAUUGGCGAAAUGUCAGCAGGAAGGGGUGCUAAGAACACUUAUAACAGUAUGCAUCGUAACAAAUCAGCUGACUACACUACCUAUUUAAUAGGUAUAUAUUUUCUUGACUUUUUUUUUUAAAGAAUAUUUGCCAUAUCUUUUAUAAUAUGACCAAAAUUCCCAUUCCCCUCCAACUAGUCGGGAAAGACUGCUAGGAGUGGGUAUGACAAUAGACCAACGGGGCGGGGAUCGGACCACCACCCCUCGAUGAUGAGCCCGACCGCUCUUACCGUUGAGCUAUUGAGGCUUUUGGACUUAUUCUAUUAGGUAGUUAACUUACUUCAGAUUGUCUGAUAGGAUAGGGCUUGAAAUGACCGCCACCCACUGGGUCGCAGAUCCGAGCGCGACGCAGUGUUUCAGCGUGGAGCCGUUGCUUAAAGUUGUAUCUCGAGAACACUCCUUACUUUGUAAAUGCAUUUAAAAUCCUCACUCGUAUUGCGUCUGCAGUAAGGCACUCACUUGCGAACACUUUGUCUUCAACAAAGAAGAAAAAAGUUAAAGGGUGUCCGGUGACUGUGGUGCCUAGACUUGAGGACCAAGUCUUCUAAUCCAGCUUUCACCAAAAGCGUCAGUUAGCCAUUUCCGCACAGGAAAUACCACAUGUGGUGGAGCACCAUCAUGUUGAUACCACGUAUUCCGCAAUAGAGCCAACAUCAUCUCUUAUACAAAUUUCUGUAUCUUCGUUUGGAGGAAUUCGUGAUACAGUGUUCCGUUUAAUCGCUCUGGUAAAAAGAGAGGUCCUAUAAUUUGGUUUUUAAAAAUACCGGCCCAAACGUGCACAGACCAACGUGCUUGAUGCCCGGUCUGCUGUAUCGCAAAUGGAUUAUUGUGAGCCCAAAUGUGAGAAUCCCGUCUAUUCCACAUUCCGUUCCUUGUGUGAGUGGACACAUUAGUCCAUAUCACAUUGGCAGCUAACCCGGGUUUUGAAACCACAGACAGUAUUAUAUAUGUAGAUUAGUCGCUGAUUUUCGUUCCUCCAGAAUUGUCCGUGGAACUGUUGAACUUUGUUCCACUUUUCGUUUGAUCGACAGACCCAUUGUUUAUUUUAGUGUUAUUUUCCAUAAUACAGUUAACCUUAUCCUUGAGGCUGAUUAGUUCACUCUGAUAGUCGCUUAUAGGAGAUAAUUUUGAUUUUGAUUUUCACUAGCCUGUUAAGUUCGACCUCAAUGCCCUAUUGAGUGAGAGUGAGACGCCUAUGGUCGUUAGAGGUAUCGCAUAUUCUUAUAGUCGUAAGUCGGGCGUUAGGAACGGGGAUUUGUUUAUGCCAUGCAUCCUUGUCCGUGAAGAACAUGGGCGGAAUCUUUUCCUUGCGAGGUUGCUGCAUGGGAGCAUCCUGGGACAUGUGAUAUUGUGUCUCCACAUGCAUGGAUGGUUAUCAUUGUUGGAGUUGAGUUCGUCAUACAAGUUCUUUACUUCUUGAAAGUGGUGCUGUUCAGUUUCUGCGCUCUAGCUGGGUUCUUACGGUUCGGAUUGAAAUAUUUGGGUUACAUUUCAUGAUCAUGUUGUUCAAAUUAAAAAAAACAAUAACGGGGUACUACAAAAACGAUUCUUGUAAUAAAAAACUUAUUAACUCUAAUCUUAUAAUAAUAUAUGUAGUUUCACAAACGGUGACAGUUAACUAUUAUUAUUUAUCCAAAACCAGAUAUUACUUCACUUCACAUAUCACUGGUGGGUUUACUUUUCCCUCUUUAUCACUUCGAUAAAAAUUAAGUAUAAGGAUUGUAGAAAAUUCUUAGUUAUUGUAAAAAUUCAGUUAGAUAACAAGAUCUUCUCAAUAAAUAUUUAAGGUACCUUUUACUUUCCUUGCUCCAGGAACAGCCGCAUUAGGCCUUCUGAUUGAAAUAUGGUUAAUCUCUCACAUGCAAGUGGACUUCGUUUGAAUAUUUCUACAAUCUGUUUGACUUUUAUGUUGACGUCUUUUAUUUCUUUUAAAGCGGAUUGUACAAUCAGGUAUUUGCUUCCACUUAUUUAUUCUAAUUGCACCUUUAAUGUUGAAAGCAUUGUCACUCGUCGCUGCGACAAUAUCAACUUUAAUUUCCCAAGUGUCUGUAAUUUUUUGAAGUCGUUCUGCUAGGUUUUCGUAAGUAUGUCUGUCUGGAAACUGAAUGCAUUCUAAUAAAGAUUUUAGUUCUGCCUGUUGGUUAAAAAAUGUACCGUUACUGUGCAAUAUAGUUGCCGUUGGGAGCGGAUGUCCAGCCAUCAGUUGUUAUGCUCACAUAUUCUGAAUUAUUGAUUUCUGACUCACUAUUAGUUUAGUUUGGUUGUAUAAGUUUGUUAAUGAAGCAUUCGAUAAUGUCUUGCGACUAGGUAAUUGAUAUGCUGGGUUUAAUUCUUUUAUAAACUCUUUGAGCUCUGCAGAUUCAAUGACAUUGAAGGCUAAGUAAUUUUUUGAGAAAACUUUCACUAAUAAUUUUUAAUAUUUAAAUGUUCUGUUAUUUUUGCUGAAAGUGGCUUAUAAAAAUAUUGUGCUAAUUUUGGGUUAGUGGUCAGGCUUUUUAGUUUAUAUAGAUCGGUGCUUGUGCUGGUGGUAGUUAGUAAAGGCAGUUGAACCAGAUGAUGUAGAUGAGGUAGACGUGGAAGCAGCGGGUAUCUGAAGUUCAAUUCUGGGUGAAUCAGUAGGUGUUGUGGAGUGACGGACUUCUGUUGCAGAGGAAGCUAUUGAAACAGGUGAUACAGUGUCUGAUCAAGUUGUAAGCACCGCCAUCUUUCUCAAAUUAAAUCAAGUUAAAGUUAAAUCGGAACACUAGCGGAGAGAAACACACUCAUGACCGCUCUCGUCCGCGCUCCGGUGCUGAAUCCCUUGUUAUUUACGUAUGCGAACUAACGCCCGCGUAACAAGUUUCUACUGUAACAAGUGUAACUAUAAAAACAAUCCAAAUAUCAUUUAGACAGGCACAAGAAAUGUCACUAACGAAAGGCCGUAUUCAUGCAAAUUGUGCAGCUUCACAAGCAAGCGAAAAUAAUUUACGCUUCGCUUGCUUGUGAAAACACAUUAUGCGGUCACAUAUUCUCCUAUUGUUCAUGGAAGAUCACGUGAACAAAGUGACCUAAAGACAUAAGCAUAAUGAGGACGUUAAGCAAAAUACACAGUAAAAUAAUCAAAGCAAUGUAUUUAUCAAUUAAGACUAAUCACACCACUUCGGUUAUUUAUUAAACUAUCAUUUGGCAUAGAAUUUGGUGAUGUAAAUAAUAAAGUGACGUUGUAAUGAAAACCCCAUCGUGCCCCAGGGUAGGGGCAGAAUGGGGUACGUUUUUAUUUUGCGUCACAGUCCAAGCAGAUGUGGAUUUCUUCUGUAUUAUCGUCGUCUACACCAGCACAAGCUGUAUGAGCCCACCGUCCGCAUAUUUGGCAAGCCACCCAACCUUCACAAGACUUUAAAUAAGUGUUGUUCACGUCAAGGCAGUACAGGCACAUGGUAUCCUCGUCGGUAUUCUCUACACCAGAAGGAGCUUUUUGGGUCUUCUUCUUUAACUUGGGGUCAUUGGGAUUGGAACACUUUUUCGUUUUCUUAAGUUGUUCUCGUUCUUCUAACUCAAUUUUGUAGGGGGUUGAAGUGAGGACAAAAGUUUUUCCUCGGCGAUAAUUUUUUCUCGUUUGGUUUCUUUGUUCGACUGUCGGGAUCGCGAGAAGUUCUUGAGGCGAAGCAUUUGCAAACGAAGUUGUUAAAUCACGACAUAAUUUUCAAAUCAGUUAUUUUGAGGUAUUUACAUUUAAACACAAUUUUAGGGACGCCGUACUAAGUAAUAGGCACACAGCAAAAUCAGCUGAUAUGUUAGCGAGCACCGAGGGCCGUUGACCUUUGUGCGUUUAUUUUAUGUUAGUUUGAUAACAUUUCUUUGUCAGUGUCUUACAAAGUGCCACCAACUUAGUUACCUAAAUGCGCAGUUUGUUUGGUAAUACUGUGUCCAUUAUUUUGUUAUUUUUAAAUCAUAAAUUGAAAAAAUAAAAAUUACAUAAAAUGUACCGAAGUGUUUGUAGAUUUAUGUUCAUGAUACAGAACCUCGAAAAAAAAUAUCCGCACUUAUAAACUAAAUCAUCCUGUAUAAUAGAUUAUUGAACACCCUUUGAUAUUAGACAUCAAGCAUUAGGAAAUAUAAAUAUAAGAAAAAUAGAAAGUUAUAGAUCAAAAUGCUUAAUGAUUAGACUUUUUAAAAAUAACAGUCUGUCAAGUCCUUUUGGAUCCAAGCGGCUUCCGCUGUCCGCAAUCGAAAAGAGGCUCUCGCAAGGUACAGAUAAAUCGAGUGUUUUUGUUCAAUCCAAUAAGCUAUGGGAUAAUUUUUUAAGUGCACAACUGCUUGUACUUAGAAAUGCUUAAACUCUUCAAUAAGCCGUGAGUUUCCAGUGCAUUAGGCUGGUUUUACAGUCACGCCGCUAGACGCGCCGUUGGACAGCGCGCGUUUGAACAGCGGUGCACCAACUAGUACGGCGCUCCUCAAUUAGUACGGCGCGUUUCGCUGCUGUGAGACAGUCGUGUACAAACAGAUACAAAAUGAACGGCAAUGCGGUUAGAGUACUGGCUAUUUACUUUUUAUGGAAAAAAAGGCAACAAAAACGUCGAAGAACAGUAGGUGUUGAUCCUUAUAACGCUACAAGGUUACUGAGAGGCAAACACGUAACAUCUUUCUCUGAUUUACGAGAAAAUAGUUAUAAAUUUUAUAAAUAUUUUCGCCUAUCAACCAGCAGUUUCGACGAAUUACUGUGCAAGUUAGAGUUUUCUUUACGAAGAUCCAGCAUACGUCGCAUCCCCAUAGCUCCAGUGGAAAAAUUGGCGAUUACUCUAAGGUUUUUGGCAACGGGCAGUACUUUCUCCGAUUUAUCUAUCACAUACAGAAUGGGAAUCACUACUGUAGCUAAGAUAGUAGAUGAAGUUUGUUCGACUAUAUGGGAAAAACUGCGUCAUGAAUGUCUACCUGAACCAACUACAGAAAUGUGGCAGCGCAUAAGUGAAGAAUUUCAGUUAUAUGCAAAUUUUCCAAAUUGUUGCGGGGCGAUAGAUGGUAAACACAUACGUAUAGUAAAUCCUGCAGGUGGAGGCUCAAUGUUUUAUAAUUAUAAACAUUUCUAUUCUAUCGUCCUUUUGGCAAUGUGCGAUGCGAACUAUUGUUUCACAUAUAUUAACAUAGGUUCUUGCGGGAAAAACUCAGACUCUACAAUAUUUCAAGAGAGUUCACUAUUUCAAAAGUUACAGAACAAUAGUUUGAGGUUGCCAGGUGUAAAGCAUCUGCCGGGCACUAAUAUAACAGUACCACACAUAAUAGUUGGUGAUGGUGCAUUUGGUAUAUCCAACCAUGUGAUGAGACCUUAUGUGCGAUCCAACAUGACUCAUAAAAAGAAAAUAUUUAAUUACCGCUUAAGUCGUGCUAGACGGUACAUAGAGUCGACGUUUGGAAUAAUGUCCAACAAAUUCAGAGUAUUCCAUACUACUAUGAGUGUCAGUUUUCCUAUUGCAAAAAAGAUAGUUCAAGCCUGUUGCAUAUUGCAUAAUUUUAUUAGAGUACGGGAUGGCUACAACGUUAAUCACACAUUAACUAUAACGGGAUUGACUGAUCUAAUUAACGACCCAGAUCAUAGAUCAGGAAACACAUUACGCGAUAUAUUCGCUAAUUACUUCGUAUCACCCACUGGUAGCGUGUCAUGGCAAGAUAGAUCUGUGUUCUGAUUUUAUAGUUGACACCUACUGCGAAAUUCAAAAAUGGAACGAAACGAAACGCAGUAAUAUCGUCGUGGCUUAUUUGAUUUACCUACCCAAUUAAUAUUUUUCACUAGGUGACCCGGCAGACGUUUAUGUUUUAAUGGAGGAUGGAGGAUUUCGUUUGUGCAACUAGCGGUAAACAUGUAUGUAACAAAAAAGAUUUUAUUAAUAAAUGUUUCUUACCUAA